Alligator mississippiensis (American alligator) is the source of this 9324-nucleotide messenger RNA. It is a transcript of the gene UBA6, whose product is annotated as ubiquitin like modifier activating enzyme 6. The record is from RefSeq and is a predicted model, not a curated record. The transcript has 33 exons. Bases 131 to 3199 code for a protein of 1022 amino acids. Gene Ontology annotation, cellular component: SUMO activating enzyme complex; cytoplasm. NCBI's taxonomy places the organism in Eukaryota, Metazoa, Chordata, Crocodylia, Alligatoridae. Gene Ontology annotation, molecular function: SUMO activating enzyme activity. Gene Ontology annotation, biological process: protein sumoylation.
GGGCUCGGCGCAGGCGGGGAAGCCAUCGGGCCCCGGUGUUGGUGCUGCCGCUGCCGCAUCCUGCCUGGGGCUGCCGGCAGCGCAGGCCUCGCGGCCCAGCUCAGCGCGCACAAACAAAUUAUUUUGCAUCAUGGCGACAGAUUCUAUGGAGAUUGAUGAUGCUUUAUAUAGUCGGCAGAGAUACGUCCUUGGAGACUCAGCAAUGCAGAAGAUGGCCCAAUCUAAUGUGUUCCUGAGUGGUAUGGGUGGCCUUGGUGUGGAGAUUGCUAAGAAUGUAGUUCUAGCUGGUAUAAAGGCUCUUACGGUUCAUGACACUAAGCAGUGCAAAAUAUGGGAUUUGGGAAGCAAUUUUUUCAUCCAUGAAGAUGAUAUUCUCAAUUUAAGGAACAGAGCUGAGGCGGCACUUCCUCACAUUGCAGAACUCAACCCAUAUGUCCAUGUUGUGUCAUCAACUGCACCACUUGAUGAGACCACAGACCUAUCUUUCUUAAAACAGUAUCAGUGCGUCAUACUGACUGAGAUGAGGCUGUCACUGCAAAAGAAGAUUAAUGAUUUUUGCCAUAGUCAACACCCACCUAUUAAGUUUGUCAGUGCGGAUGUCUAUGGAAUAUGUUCACGUUUGUUUUGUGAUUUUGGUGAUGAAUUUGAAGUGCUGGAUACAACGGGAGAGGAACCAAAGGAAAUUUUCAUUUCAAACAUAACACAGUCAAAUCCUGGUAUAGUUACCUGCCUUGAAAACCAUCCUCACAAGCUUGAAACUGGACAGUUCUUAACCUUCCGGGAAGUUAAUGGAAUGUCAUGUUUAAAUGGAUCCACACGUCAAAUAACAGUGGUUUCACCUUAUUCUUUCAGCAUUGGGAAUACUUCAGAUAUGGAGCCUUACUUACAUGGAGGCAUAGCUGUUCAAGUAAAGACGCCCAAAACAUUUUGCUUUGAUCGGUUGGAGAAGCAGUUAACAAAUCCAGCUUGCCUUGUUGCAGAUUUUAGCAAACCCGAGGCACCUUUGCAGAUACAUGCUGCCAUGCUUGCCUUGAACCAGUUCCAGGAAAAUUUUGGACGUGUACCAAACACUGGAUGCCUGCAAGAUGCUGAAGAGAUGUUGAAAACAGCAGCAUCUGUAAGUGAAACGCUGGAAAGCAAACCUCAGGUGAAUGAGAACCUAGUGCAGUGGCUCUCUAGGACUGCUCAGGGACUCCUUGCUCCUCUUGCUGCAACAGUGGGUGGCAUUGCUAGCCAAGAAGUCUUGAAAGCAGUAACAGGAAAGUUUUCUCCUUUGCAGCAGUGGCUGUACAUUGAUGCAUUAGAUAUUGUAACAUCUCUAGACAAGAUCAGCAGAUGUGAAGAAUUCAUCCCAAGGGGUGAUAGGUAUGAUGCCUUGAGAGCUUGCAUUGGAGACUCCCUGUGCAAAAAGCUGCAUAAUUUGAACAUUUUCUUGGUUGGGUGUGGAGCAAUUGGUUGCGAAAUGUUAAAAAAUUUUGCACUUCUUGGUGUUGGCACUGGGCAAGAGAAAGGCAUGGUCACAAUUACAGAUCCAGACUUAAUAGAAAAGUCCAACCUGAACAGACAGUUUCUUUUCCGACCCCACCACAUACAGAAACCUAAAAGCUCUACCGCAGCAGCAGCAACAUUGAACAUUAACCCCCAGGUGAAAAUAGAUCCUCAGCUUAACAAAGUAUGUCCAGCCACUGAGAAUGUUUACAAUGAUGAAUUCUAUACCAAACAAGAUAUAAUUGUCACAGCACUGGACAAUGUUGAGGCAAGGAGAUAUAUUGACAGUCGUUGCGUAGCAAACCUGCGCCCUCUGUUAGACUCUGGCACUAUGGGAACUAAAGGACACACAGAAGUUAUUUUGCCUCAUCUGACAGAGUCCUACAACAGCCACCGAGAUCCACCAGAAGAAGAAAUACCUUUUUGCACUUUAAAAUCUUUCCCAGCUGCCAUUGAGCACACAAUACAGUGGGCAAGAGACAAGUUUGAAAGUGCAUUUUCCCAUAAGCCUUCCUUGUUUAACAAAUUUUGGCAAACUUAUCCAUCUGCAGAAAAUGUCUUACAGAGAAUAAAGUCGGGGGAGAGUUUAGAAGGCUGUUUUCAAGUUAUUAAAUACCUCAGUCGUAGACCCCGAAAUUGGUCUCAGUGUGUGGAGCUAGCAAGAAUAAAAUUUGAGAAAUAUUUUAACCAUAAGGCUCUUCAGCUACUACAUUCUUUUCCCCUUGAUACACGAUUAAAAGAUGGAAGUUUAUUUUGGCAGUCACCAAAAAGGCCACCGUUUCCAACAAAAUUUGAAUUUAAUGAUCCUCUACACUACAGUUUCAUAAUAAGUGCAGCAAAACUCUUUGCAACAGUAUACUGUAUCCCUUUCUCAGAAAAGGACCUAUCAGAAGAAAGUAUUUUGAAGAUAACUUCAGAAGUAAAGAUACCAGAGUUCAGACCUUCAAACAAAGUUGUAGAGACAGAUGAAACUGCGCGGAAACCAGAUCAUAAUCCAGUAAGCAGUGAGGAUGAAAGGAAUGCUAUUUUCCAGCUGGAAAAUGCCAUACUAGCUAACGAAGCUUUGAAAAGUGAUUUGCAAAUGAAGCCACUUUCCUUUGAAAAAGAUGAUGAUGAUAAUGGGCAUAUAGACUUCAUAACAGCAGCAUCUAACCUACGAGCCAAGAUGUACAACAUCGAACCAGCAGAUCGGCUCAAAACAAAGCGCAUUGCUGGAAAGAUUAUUCCUGCCAUUGCAACUGCUACCGCUGCAGUGUCUGGCUUGGUUGCACUGGAAUUGAUCAAAAUUGUGGGUGGCCAUCCAUUUGAAGCAUACAAGAAUUGCUUUUUUAACUUAGCCAUUCCAAUAAUAGUGUUCACAGAAACUGCUGAAGUAAGAAAAACAGAAAUAAGAAAUGAGAUAUCGUUUACCAUCUGGGACCGGUGGACUAUUUAUGGGAAAGAAGACUUUACUCUCCUGGACUUCAUAAAUGCUGUCAGAGAGAAAUACGGAAUUGAACCAACAAUGGUUGUACAGGGCGUCAAAAUGCUGUAUGUUCCAGUGAUGCCUGGUCACAUCAAAAGACUAAAGCUGACGAUGCAAAAGCUUGUGAAACCAUCAGCUGAUAAAAAAUAUGUGGAUCUCACAGUAUCAUUUGCUCCAGAAACAGAUGGGGAUGAAGACUUACCGGGCCCACCAGUUAGAUACUAUUUUACCCAUGAAAACAAUUGAUGAUAGCUCUGCUAACAUCACUCCAGGACCGUUUGCUUUGAAAGGAGUGUGCUAGGAUCAGCUUUUUUUUUUUUUACAAAAUGGUACUACGUAUUUCUUUUGGUGAAGCCUUAAUUGAAACAGAAAUAGUGGAAACCGGUGAACUGCACUGAAGAGCUCUAAGAAACUGGAUUUAUAUUUCACCUGUCCCUGUUCCCCUCAUAUGUGUCUAUUGCCAAGCAGGGUUGGUAGCUUUCUGAAAUGGAAUGUCAUGUAUAAUCCUUACUGCAAAGAAGAGAUUUGUGUUAAUUUAUGAGGGUGAAGGUGGGUGAGGGGCUGGCCUGGUAAGCCUUAUAGUUUAUGCUAUAUGCAAGGUAAGUAUUAAAGAGGGGAUGGUGCAAGAAUUGGGGAAAUUGCCAUCCUACAAUACUUCAUGUUCAAAAACAUCUUAAAGUCCUUUUCUCUUGGGACUUUCUUCUGAAGUUGGGAUUCCAGCCACAUCACUGAAACACUAGGCCAAAUUCAUCCCAGGUGCAACUGCCAUUAAAACAAAAUGAACUUCCCCAUUUAUGCUGUUGUUGUUCUUGUGAAAACGUAAGGGGACAACCAGUCAGCUGCUAUAAAUUGUCAUGGCUUUUUUUUUUUUUAAGUCAAACAAGCUACGGCAACUGAGUGUCUACACUGCAAUCAUACUCUGCUAUACUGCAGUAAUAAGGGAAGCUGAGCUUUACUGGAGAACGGUGCCAUUAAUCUCCAAAAAAAGCUCUUCUGCCUGAGGAAGGGGCAGGUGAAGCUGUGGCUACCUUUUUUUUCCCUCACUCUUCAUUAGAGUACACUGUAGCAAACCAUGACUUUCUGAAUGAGUUAGGGCAGGGAGGCACUAUAUGUACUUCAUACCAAACUUCUUGGUUUCUAAAUUCUUUUUUUUGGUGCCAUGCCUCUAUAGGGAAACUUUGUCAUAUAACAGUCUACAACACAACUCUAACAGACUAUUGAAUUUAUAUUAGCUUCAGCCUUUGCAUAAAUAUCUAAAGUAUGGCAGACCCAUUUAAUUCAGUAGAAGUAAUUAGGGAAGUAGUUUUUAGCUAUGGCAAUAGCUAAAGAGGUGAAAUACAGAAACAGCCAUGACAUUCUUUCUCAGCAUCUGCAUAUCAAAUGAUUGUAUUUUAUGAUUCUUUUCCAAUUAUAGAGAACUAAUACAAGUGACAUGGGAACAAAAAUGUAACCAACAGUUUUUUGUUUUUUUUAAACAGCUUACAUCUGCUACAAGUGAUGUAAAACUUGUUCCCCACUCUCUAAUCAAAUGUUAAUAAAUGAUUCCUUCUGGUAAGCAUCAGAGAUGCAUAACCUGCCACCUGAAAUACUGGAGAAUAAUCCUUGUUCUUUUUUCCUUUUCUCCGCAAUUUGUAUAUUCUAGGAAAAAAUCAUCAGGACUUUGGGCAUUUAAACACCAAAGAUAUGUUGAACCUAAAAGCUGGAAUCCACACCAUUUACUCCAAUAUUUGGGAAUUCAUCUUAAAUGUAGUCUUUCUUUUGGAAGCUGUACAUAUUUUUUUACAAUCAACAUAGCUUAAAGAUAUAAUUUUAUAGUUUUGGUUUAACAACCAGCUGGAUUAUUUAAUUUGUUUAGGGUUUUUUUGGGGGUUUUUUUUUACAACUUAAAAUUGUGAAAGGCAAAAAAAAUGAUAUUCAUAGAAAUGGAGAGGUGUACAAUUAACAGAAGGCAUAAACAGACAGAAUAUUUGUUUCUAAAUAAUGAGUGAAAUGUGUUGGCAGAGAAGUAUGAAUCCCAAAUAAAAUAUUUAAUUGAUAUAGGGAUAGUUUUUAUUUAAAUAUCUGGGACAAAACGCAAAGAGCUGUGAUCUCUAAAAGUCAGGAGCUGGGAAACAAUAAAAUGAGAUUUGAGUGACAAACUCUUGUUUAUGUACUCAGUAUGAAAGCAGUCUGGUAUGUUAGUUGAAUGUGGAUAUUGCACAGAAUACUUUGCGAAUAUGUGAUGUAUAGGCUACUCUUCAUUUGUGUGCUUUCUCACAAUUAACAGCCUUCAGGGUUAAAAGUAAAUAUGCAGGUGAAAAGCUUUUUGUUGAUGGCUUCACAUUUCCUGAUAGCAUUUUGUAAUGGGCAGUGUUGACACUUGAAAACAGGACUUGCUCUUGCAAGCUGUCCUUGCAUGGAGGCCAAAAAAAGCAAAACACAGAAAUAACUGCACACAGGCCUAACCAGUUUGUGUCCGCUGUUUGUUUGUGUGUUUGUCCCAAGGAAAACUGCUUACUUAGAUGAAUUUAAAGGCAUAUGUCAGCUAUGUAUUUUAAGUUAAUUGUUAUCUUGGGAUUUGUCUGAACAUAGGUGGGCUUUUAUACCUAGAUAUCCCAAGUACUUACUAGGAGUUUCAGACAGUUCACCUGACAAAGGAGAAUUUAUUUUUAUCUUUUCUGUAUUAACAACAAUGCCAAGUACUGACAAAGGGAUGAAUGUUAUUAUGAAUGAAAAUACACAGUGUGUAUGUUGGGGCACUUAUUCAGCACCCAGUUUAAGUCUGGAAAUUACCCAUAAUUCAAAACUACUAAAAGACAGAAUUUCAGUAGAAGAGUGCAUUCAAAGCUGGGCUAACAAACCUUGGAUUUUAAUAUGCAUGGCUGUAAAUUGAUAGAUCUUGAGAUCUUUAAGCAUCAUAGCGGCUUCACACACAAUUCAAGUAUAGUAUAAGUCAAAAAAAUGCUCUUCUUAAAUGAAACCUUGAUUUAUAACAUACUUAUUGUGUCUGAUAGAGCAAUGGUUCUCAACCUUUUUUUGUACCGGGACCCAUUUGUAAACACUGAUGGUCCGUCCCACCGUAGCCCCCCAGUGUGUGGGGCAGGGGGUGGGUGGGUGGGUGGGCCAGGGGAGCCUCAAGCAGCUCCUUUCAGGCUGGAACCCUGCCAGCCUGCAAGGGAAAAGUCACGUUUUCCCACGCUUUUCUCCUUUUUAAAGGAGAAUCCAUUUUUAAAGUUUGUUGAUCCAUUUUUAAAGUUUGCUUGUGACCCUUUCAUAUAUUGUUGUGACCCACUUUUGGGUCACGACCCAUGGGUUGAGAAAUGCUGUGAUAGAGGAAUCAUUUACUAUAAAUGCUUGGGGCACAGUGUAACAUUAGAACCUUCCCCACAGCCAAUCCUAUAGCAAGCCUUUUCUCUGUAAGAGUGAGUCAACUGCUUUUUGCUAGAACACUUGCUCUGAAUGAUUUUUCUCUAAACUAUUAUUCCUUGGAAAUAAAUGUGUGUUGGCAUAAAGACAGAAUUUUAAAUAGUCUGACUGAAAACCCCAUCUCUUCUUCAUCUGAGUCUCUCUACUAUUAUGUUGAAUACUCAUUAGUUCUUCUGUCACUGUGGACCCUGGCACAUUUGCACUAAUGUGUUGUUUUUUUCUACUAAUGAUGGGAACAUAGCGUACAUAAAAUGUCUACACCUUACCCAUACUCUGUGUAGGUCCUGACAACUGGGUGGCUCAAGUGCUAUGCACAGGGCAAGUGCCUUGUCUGUGAUCCCACUGUUUCUCCUUACUGCUGGAGUAGUAAUGGGGAAUUUUUGGGCUGGAGUGAUAGUAGCAUAGACUAAGAGGAAAAGUGCAAGGGGUUUUUUUUUUGUUUGUUUUAUACAUUUGCAUGCUAAAACCUAAGCUUUUUAUUUUAAACAGAGUUAAACUAUUUAUAUAAAGCUUCAAAAGCAUGUUUUGUAACCAUAGAUGCAGUCUCUCCUUGUACUUGCAGGAAAGAUUAAAUAAGAGCCAUUGUGGGCACUAGUCCAUUUCUCACCUGGAUACCUUUAACCCUGAACCCUAACUACAGUAAGGGCACUGACAGAAAGCACACUACAGCCGUGUGCUGGCAGAAGUGCAUGGGUGCAAAGCACUUUAAAAAAGUGCCCGAUCGCAUGACAAAUGAACCCUCAUUACAUCAGGGUUCAGAUGAAGGUGCUCCAAAGCAGAGUGCCUUCAUUAACUUCUGUUAGUGCACACCAGGAGCCAGGCUAGACUGAAGCCGUCUUCAGCAUGGGAGGUGGGGCGGGAAGGGAGGCAGUUCUGUCUGGGGUUUGCCUGGUCUAUACUGGAAGGGGGGAGGAGGGUGGAUUGGAGCCCGCCCCAAGGUGGGGGCUCCAGUCCACCCUCCCAAACCCCAGAAUGGACCCUGUCUUUUCCCCCUCCUAUCCUGAGACAGCACUAAAGCUGGGAGAGGAGAGGCAGGGCUAGGGGAAGAGGCUGCAAACACGCAGCUUCUCUUGCUGGAUCGGCCCAAAGUGGGGUUUGAUCCUCUACCCUCCAGAUCCAACAGCAAAUGUCUGUUGGGUCAGGAGGAUUGGUCUAAUUCGUGGCGCUUUCUGUGAAGCACCAUGAGUUAGACUGGGGAGCUGCAUGUCUGUCAGCACCCUAGGUGACAACAUGGACUAUGCCACUGCUAUUCAUUUUAGCUUACAAACAGAAUGAUUGUUUUCUUAAGCAAUUUGCACAUUGGAAGUUACACGUAAACAGUAAAGAAUAAUAGAAGUUCUCCUUUCAAGUCACAGCAACGUGCAGAUAGCAAUUUCAAAUAUUAAACUGCCUCUCUGAUUUAUUUCAAAGGACUGGUGCUCUAUGUUCUGAAAUGAUUAACCUUGAAUGUCUUCUGUAUAUGCAAAGUUACUGUAAUGCUAUGGAAAAUCAGUGUACAUUUCUGUGUCCUUUGAACAGUGUUCAAAGCAGUGCCUCCGUGUCUCUCUCUCUUUCUCUCUCUUCUCUACUGAAUAAGACUGACCUGGUUGCAAGGAGAAGGAUGGGAAUGUCUCUGAUCCAUUAAAAGGAGGCAUCUACCAUUCAUUACUCCAGUUUCUAGUGUAGAACUACUGUUGAGAUUUGUUUAGACGUAGAUGGCCAUAAAGCAGAAAGCUCUACCUAGCUAGGAGGAACUGGCCCACUUACAGAGAUGGAUCUUGCUGCUGUUAAAGUGGCUUCAAGUUCCAAGCAUUUACUUUGUAGCAGAUACCAGAAGUAGGGAAAUCUUUGCUGACUGCUUGUCUUCUGGGUGGAGAUCAAAACAUUUUGAUUCUAAACUAUCAAACUCUAAAAUGACCUUAGCUGAAGACUCUUUGCUUCGCACCCUCCCACCCCAUACACUGUUGCAACUGCUGAAGCUGAGAACCACCCCAGCCCCAUUUACUAAAAUUGGGAAUCUAAGACUGGUAGAAACAAACACGUGGUGAGAGGGCCCUUUUGAGAUUCACUUUGCCCACCUUGGUUUACGGCAGUCUGAACUUCUUAUGCUUUUGGAGGUUCUAAAGAGGUGGGGUGCUGAGAGGGUGUUCCUCCUCCCAUCUUGCUUUUAAGGAAGCUGCUCAUGCUUGGGGCUGGAGCCCUUGGAGAUGGACUUUGCUCUGUACAAAUGUUGAAGGCAUUCUAUUUCAGAUGCUGCAGUUUAUUUCACCAGCUUCCAGGCUUUUAUUUUUGGUGCACAGUAAUCCUGGAAUCAGGAGCCCGCAGCCAUUUCUGAGGCUGUAAAGACUUCUGUCAAGUAGGCAUGUGCCACAUAGUGUUUUGUUCCCGACCUGCAUUUGCAGCUCUAAAAGAGCUGGCUCGUGGUGUUUUCCAGCCUCUGAACUCGGUCUUAUGGUUUCUUUUGGUCUUUUGCCAAGAGGUUCUGAAAAAUGAAGAAAAUUGCAUGUUAGCUCUAGAAAAUGGAAGGUCAUCAUUAUAAAAAGCAUUCCAGUCUCAAGAGCCUCCUAGCAGAGCAUUCGCUUCUCCAAGCAUGGCUUCUCAGGACAAACUCUGCUUACUAGCCUUAUUGUAGCGCCUACAGACCCUGGUUGUCAGGAGUCGGGGCCUCACUGAGCUAGCCACGGUUAUUUCCAUAUUAUUUUGCCAUAACUUUGCCAUUACUUCUGUGUUGGGCUGGUCCCAGGUCCUGUCUACUCAUGGCAGUGGGAAAAGCUGGAAGAGGAGUUUAAAUAUUCAAGCUGCUUUGUGGGAAGAAGUGUGUCAUAACUCCUAAAUGCUACCCUUGGUUCUACUAGCAGAAUUCCGAGACUAGUUUGUAAUUGCCCACUUUUACUAUACACCACUCUCAAAGGCACUCACAAACCUUUGUAAAUUACCUUGUUUCCUAUGUCACCUCAGAUGAUGAUUAAAGCAAUUUCUAAAACUUG